This is a messenger RNA of Episyrphus balteatus (marmalade hoverfly), 861 nucleotides long. RefSeq names its product glutaredoxin 3 (gene Grx3). NCBI's taxonomy places the organism in Eukaryota, Metazoa, Arthropoda, Insecta, Diptera, Syrphidae. The record is from RefSeq and is a predicted model, not a curated record. The coding region runs from base 95 to 742 and encodes 215 amino acids. The transcript is spliced from 4 exons.
AGUGACCCAAACCACUUCUUCAAAACUCACGUACGCUUUAAAAUUAAAUAAAAGUAAUUUAUUUUCGCAUACAAUUAAUUAAUUAAUUAAUAAAAUGUCUGUUAUUGAAAUAAAAACUGAAGAAGAAUAUACCAAACUAAUUGGCUCAGAGAAGACAAGCGUAGUCCUUUUCUCAGCACCAUGGGCAGAACAAUGCAAACAAGUUGAAGAUGUUCUCACCGAAAUUUCCAAUCUAGGUUACACAAAUUUACAAUUCGCUAGCUUGAAUGCCGAAUCAUUUCCAGAAAUAUCAAUGAAACAUCAGAUUGAAGCUGUUCCAACAAUUAUAUUCUUUACAAAAGGUCAAGCUGUAAACAGAGUUGAUGGAGUGAAUGUUGCAUCGAUAAAUCAAAUAUGUAAAGAUCUUGGUUCCAAAUCAGGUGCUGGAAGUGGUGCUUCAUUGGAAGAUAGACUGAAAGCUUUAAUCAAUAAAUCGGAUGUGAUGAUUUUUAUGAAAGGUUCCCGUGACGCACCCAAAUGUGGUUUCUCGAAACAACUUAUUGCUAUUGUAAAUGAAAUUGGCAUCCAAUACGGUACAUUUGAUAUAUUAACAGACGAAGAAGUACGACAAGGAUUAAAAACUUAUUCCGAUUGGCCCACAUACCCACAAUUGUAUGUAAAAGGAGAACUUAUAGGAGGAUUAGAUAUCAUUAAAGAACUCUUGGCCUCUGGAGAACUUGAAAGCACCCUGAAAGCAGCUUAAACAAAAAAAUACCUACCUCCAAUAAUAUUUUUUUUUAUUUUUUAAUAAAAAAUGAUAUCAUCCCGUGUCGUCAAUGAGAAAAAAAAUAAAACAAUGCACAUUUGUGAACAAGAACAGAA